This is a messenger RNA of Phalacrocorax carbo (great cormorant), 3621 nucleotides long. The record is from RefSeq and is a predicted model, not a curated record. Lineage: Eukaryota; Metazoa; Chordata; Aves; Suliformes; Phalacrocoracidae.
CCGCUGCUUCCCAGAGCGUACGCGCUGGAGGCAGCCGUCGUUGGGCGGCAGCGGGAAGUGAGCCCAACGCUGCGGACAGCCCCUGCCUGCCGGAGGGGGCAGCAGGACCCUGGAUCCCCGCCCGCCGCCGCCUUGAGGCCCGCGUGGCGGCUCAGCCCCUUCCCGCGCUCCUUCUGAAGCGCUUCUGGGUGGGCCUCUCCCCGCGGGGUGGAGGAGGCGGCCGGCAGGGGAGAGCUGGCGGGCCUUCCGCGGGCGGCCCGGCCGCAGGGAGGCAGCCCCGGCGGCGCGGCGCGGCGCGGAGCAGAGCAGAGCAGAGGAGGACCGGAGUGGGUGAUUUCAGCUGAUGCACUGUGACUGAUCAGUUUCCUCUAUUACAAAGGCGGUCAACCUUCCUGACUAGAAGCCAUAUACCAAAAUCUUCAUGUGUUUACAAGAUACAGACCACGUACCAGAGAGAGCAGAGCAGAAAGGAAACUGUGGGAGAGGCUCAUAGACCAGGUACCUCAGAACUGAAUGCUUCUCUAUACAGUGACCAUACAGGAUGAAGGAAAACCGAUCUUCUGUUUUUCAAAUACUUGAGUUUGUUCUUUGUGACAACAUGGUUUACUGUGAAAAGUGAAAGAAGAAUCUUUCUGCAUACUUUAAAGAUAGCUGGUAGGCAUAGCAAAAUGCUUGCUUUGAGGAAGAUUUGCUUGUUUACGCUGAGACAUUACCAAGCUCGGACUCUGAGUAGUGAUCUGCUUUUGAGCCAAAUAAAUAGCUGCACCCAUGAAGAUGAAGUGUUCAGCCUUGUUGGGAGUAACAAGGCCAGGCUUUCUGAAAAACAUGUAGGGCUUGCAUUGAACAUGCUGUGGCAAUUGCAAAAGAAGAGGCCGCUUCUCUUAAGGUCUAGUGACUAUAUAAGAAAUCACUCCCAGUUUCUUACCCUUUGCAUUUUAGCAGAAAACAAGGUGGAACACAUGGAAGAUGAGGCCAUAGUGGACACCCUGUAUAGUAUUCUGAGGCUCAAUAUUGAAGACCACAAUUCUCUAGGAGGACUGCUUGUUACAGAAGCAUGGAAAAGAUUAGAAAGGCUUAGUUUGCCAGCGCUGUCUAAAUUCGCACUGUGUUUAUACAAGCAACACAGGUAUUUCAGUCCCGUAAUUGGCAAAGUAGCUCAUAUUGUGGACAUGAAACUGGAUUCUAUACAGGAUAUAAGGAUCUUGUCAGUUUUGAUGAUCAGCAUAUCUGAUGUUAUCUCACAGAGUUUUCGAGAUCGAUUACUACACAAGGCUGGACAGCUCUUGGAAGAAAAAGAUGAAGUCCACUUCAACAAUGCCAAAAGAAUACUACAGUUUCUUCAAAAUGUUAAACUGAGAUAUCAUCCAUUGCUAGAAAAAUGCAACAAGAUUUUCCUUAAAAGUGCCUCCCAUCUUGACAUACACAGUAUUAGCCUUAUUUUUGGACUGUAUGAGCAGCUGGGUUUUGACAAUGCUGAAUUCUGCUUGGUUGCUAAACAGCUGCUGUCUGAAAAUAUAGAUGGUUAUUAUGAUCCUGAAUCCUUUGCAAAAUUAUUUUUUAUUCUUGGGCCUAUGGCAGGAUCCAAGGUAAGAGAAAGGUUGAUAGCAACUGCAGCACACAUGGCAGAAGAAUUUAGCAGUCACCAAGUAUUGGUAAUACUGAAGACGAUGCAGAAAAUGAAAUGCAGAAAUUCUCACCUACUCAAAAAAAUGGCUUUUGUUCUGCACAAACACUUGGAUAAUUAUCAUGUAUUACACUUGGUAAAGUUAACGCAGUACUUGGUGGUGUUGCGUUGCCAUAAUCUGGAGCUGUUUGCUAAACUAAAAAUGUUACUAUGUGGUUUUUUAAAAUCUAGUGUCAUACCUGCUGAUAUUGCUGCAAUAAUUCGUGUUCUGGCCAUGAUUCCUUCCUUUCCAGUGGAGGAAAUUGUUCUAAACAGAGCAGCAGCAGUUCUGGCUCAGUGCAGGUUCCAUCAUUUGAAUUGCAUUGCUACAGCUCUUGUCAAAUGGAAUCAUUAUGACCAGUUGCACUCGCAAAACAGUUCCGAGCUAUGUGUAAAGCUUCUGCAAAAACUAAAUGACUGUGGAUUUCAGAGGCUUCAGAAAGCCAACAACUUAAAUCUUCUGUUGGAAGAACUUACACAUGUGAAUAGAGAGUGGUUUCAAGAAGUCCUCGUCGAGGAAACUAUGGCCAUGUUUCAACACUUGAUAGAGCAGAUAACAUGGGCAAAUGUAUUUCAGUUGUCUUUUUUUCUCAUAAAAACAAACCACCGUUGUCCUUCAUUACUUGACAGAAUAGCUUCUGUGACUGUUGAAAACAUAGACAAGAUCCACCCUUUUGAAACCUAUUUUAUUCUCUUCCUUUUCUCUGCUCUGAAUUAUGACCCUCCUGCCAGUGAAGAGUUCUUUCAGAGUUGUAUCCAACAUCUUACUUCUGACUUGAGUUGUUUUGAAACUCACCACUUGGUGCUGCUUGGUCAUGUUUUGGCAGUGGCUGGGUAUUUUCCUCCAGCUCUGAUAACGAGGAUAUUUAAUGUUUCUUUCCUAAGCAAAUUGGAUGCUCAACUUGAAGUCCUGCCUGAGACCCUAAAGCAGAGGGUCCGCUCACGCCUCAUGAAAUUAAACAGAGCAGUCUGUCUGGAAUGCCCGGAGUUUAACAUUCCUUGGUUUCAUGAGCGCUACUGCCAACGUGUCUUUCAUAACAGCAGUAGCCGAAUAAAUCCACUGCGACAGCAUGUUCACAGAAUGCUGACAGAGAUCUUAGGAGGGAGCCAUUAUGCAAGAAUAUCUGUUCUCACACCAUACUACUAUGAAAUAGAUUUUGAGUGUAUUCUGGACAAAAAUAAAAAGCCUCUUUCCUAUAUAGCUCAGAAUAUACCUUGGGAUGAUGUGGAGGGAAUACACUUGAGAUAUGAUAUCAAGGAUGAAGGGAGAAAGGCUCUGCCACCAGGAGCUCAGAGAAUUGCUUUGGAAUUUCUUGAUUCAAAAGCUUUUAGCAAAGAUUCACAUCACCUGAAAGGAGAACCUGCAGUGAAAAAACGACACCUGGAAAUGCUGGGGUACCGGGUAGUUCAGAUUCCUCACUUCGAAUGGAAUUCUAUGGUUCUGUCAACGAAAGGUGAAAGGCUAGAAUAUCUGAGAAGGCAUCUCUAUGGAAUACAGUGAGUCGGACCUGCAGUCAAAAGUACAUUUUUUUACACUUUAUGUACCAUUAAACUUGUUGUAAUCCUGGAAUCUCAGUUUCAAAAAUCUCUUUGUGAGUCAGCUGGACCAAGGCUUGCCAUGGAGCAUCAGGUGUCAAGAGAUUUAAUCCUCAAUUUGUUAGGGAUUGCAAAAGGCAGCUCACAGUGGGCCAUGAUGUGAUAAGGAUGCUUAAAUUCUGCCUUUAUCUGGAAGAUAUUCUUCAAGUACAUGAAUCUGUGACAGUUUUGCCAUAAAAUUACAUUAUUAUAUCCUAAAAAAUUGUACAGAGCCUUAGCCAGACAUAAAACUGUCCCAAGAAAAAGUUGGAAAUACUCUUGACUGUGAGAGAAGAGGCAGCGGAUCUACUGGAAACUAUGUCUGUCCUCCAGCAUGUGACAGAAUGAGCAACAGCAAUCAAACAGGAUCUGUACUGUGAAAC